This is a messenger RNA of Neomonachus schauinslandi (Hawaiian monk seal), 1848 nucleotides long. RefSeq names its product zinc finger C3HC-type containing 1 (gene ZC3HC1). NCBI's taxonomy places the organism in Eukaryota, Metazoa, Chordata, Mammalia, Carnivora, Phocidae. The record is from RefSeq and is a predicted model, not a curated record. Bases 6 to 1514 code for a protein of 502 amino acids. The transcript has 10 exons. Gene Ontology annotation, cellular component: nucleus. Gene Ontology annotation, molecular function: zinc ion binding.
CCAAGAUGGCGGCGCCCAGUGAGGGGCAAGCGUUUGCUGCGGGCGUUGAAAAGAAUUGGGGUGCGGUUGUUCGCUCCCCAGAAGGGACUCCGCAAAAAGUCCGGCAGCUGAUAGAUGAGGGGAUUGCCCCGGAGGAGGGAGGCGCGGAAGCGAAGGACACAUCUGCCACAUUCCAGUCAGUUAAUGGGUCGCCCCAAGCAGAACAGCCGCCAUUGGAAUCUACAAGCAAAGAAGCCUUCUUUAGCAGAGUGGAAACAUUUUCUUCUCUGAAAUGGGCAGGUAAGCCCUCCGAGCUGUCUCCACUUGUCUGUGCAAAAUACGGCUGGGUCACAGUUGAAUGUGAUAUGCUCAAGUGCUCCAGCUGCCAGGCUUUUCUCUGUGCCAGUUUACAACCAGCUUUUGAUUUUGACCGAUAUAAGGACCGAUGUGCUGAGCUGAAGAAAGCCUUGUGCACCGCCCACGAGAAGUUCUGUUUCUGGCCAGACAGCCCCUCCCCAGAUCGAUUUGGAAUGUUGCCAUUGGAUGAACCUGCUGUUCUUGUUAGUGAAUUCCUAGAUCGUUUUCAAAGCCUUUGUCACUUGGACCUCCAGCUUCCUUCCCUGAGGCCAGAGGACUUGAAAACUAUGUGCUUGACAGAAGACAAGAUCAGUCUUCUUCUGCACCUGCUUGAAGAUGAACUUGAUCACCGAAAUGAUGAGAGAAAAACUGCAAGCAAAUUAGGCUCAGACAUUCAAGUCCACGUCACUGCCUGUGUUCUCUCUCUGUGCGGCUGGGCGUGCAGUUCUUCUUUGGAACCCAUGCAGCUCUCCCUGAUAACCUGUUCACAGUGUAUGAGGAAAGUGGGGCUCUGGGGCUUCCAGCAGAUUGAGUCAUCCCUGACGGACCUGGAUGCAUCCUUUGGCCUGACCAGCUCCCCCAUCCCAGGCGCUGAGGGGAAGCCAGAGCGCUUCCCUCUUGUGCCUGAGUCUCCUCGGAGGAUGAUGACCCGGAGCCAGGAUGCUACCUGUUCCCCUGGCUCAGAGCAGGCUGAAAGGAGCCCAGGUCCCAUUGUCUCCCGAACUCGGAGCUGGGACUCUUCCAGUCCCGUUGACCGUUCUGAGCCAGAGGCUGCUAGCCCCACGACCAGAACUCGGCCCGUGACCCGCAGUAUGGGGACAGGAGACGGCACUGGCCUGGAGGUGCCGUCUAGCCCUCUCCGGAGAGCCAAACGAGCUCGCCUCUGCUCUUCCAGCAGCUCGGACACAUCUUCCCGAAGCUUCUUUGACCCUGCCUCUCAGCAUAGAGACUGGUGCCCUUGGGUCAAUGUCCCACUUGGCAAGGAAACCGGGGAGCAUGGUGGAACGGAGGUAGACACCAGGGGCCCCGCAGAGCCAGGCUGGAAGGCCGUGCUGAACAUCCUCUUGGCCCACAAGCAGUCCAGCCAGCCGGCCGAAACAGACCACACGAGUCUGUCUGAGAAAUCAAGGAAGGUAUUCCGAAUAUUCCGGCAGUGGGAAUCUUUAUGCUCCUCCUGAAGAUUUUCCAGCCCUUCCUGGAGAGAAGCGGAAUGAAGGACUUUGAGAAAUAAAGUCUGAAUUCCUUUUUGGUCAGCGGAUGCUAAGUUUUUCUCCGUUCUGGUUUAAUCACAAGGAGCCCCUGUCCUUGCAAAAGGCAGUGAAUGUCACUGUCUGCGUCGGACUGAGGGGGAGCCUGUCUCCAGGCGGGGUGUGGGCAGGUGAAGUACAGCAAGCCUGCUUCUGUUAAAGGAGUGUGGCGUUACUCAAACAGAUGGAAGACCAAGGACUUGAGCACUUUUACUCUCUUUCAGUACGGGGCAGUGUUUUGAGGACUCUUACAUCCCGGGAAUAU